GCCGACCUAAGAACUUCGUACGAGAGAGGCAACCAAGAUUGCAAUCUCAAAGAACUGAUAUCUUAGCAACAGGAAACAAACAAAUAAAAACAAAUCAUGUUUAAAAACUUGUUGUCACGUACUGUUAACCCAUUCUGGAAAAUUUAUCAAUCCUCAUUUGAUAUUCAGAGUGAGGUUCGCUGUCAUCGCUGUACCAACCAACAUCAGAUCCGCAUAUUUCUGAUUAAAUCAGAAGGAAGGAGGAACAUCAUUAGGAGAGAUAAAAGUAGAAUGUCUGAUUCCGUGGAGGUCUUAGGACUAGGCCUACGACACCAAGGCCAAUCAUAAGACGAAUGCCAAGACCGGUACCAGGACCACAAGACCGACAGACUUGAAUAUAAGCAGAACAGACAAACUCUUGGGUUGGGUUUUACGUGGAUGCUUCUGGGAUUCCAUCGCUUUUGAAAUUUUCAUCACUUCGUACUCAAGGUUCUUCGUUUAUGUUUUUUUUACGAAGCCAUUAAAAAGGAUCGGAGGGAUAGCUCAAAGAUAACCAUUUUUUUUCUUUGGUGUGCAAAUUUUCGAAGAGAACACUCAUUUCCAUCAUGGCAACUCUGGCGGUUGUAUGUUUUCUCAUGAUGUAUUGGGCCAGUAUGAUGGCGAUGCCGAUACCUCGGGAUACUCUUUCUGAGGGUCAUGGGUUCGAAGACCCUGGCCAGCAUUCGAAAGAUGUGGAAGCUGCAACAUCAGGUGUAGUCUCGACCUUCGUACCUUUGGAUGACAGUGAAGUUGCGAAAUAUUUUCAAGACUAUGGUUUCUUGCCCCAAUCACUACAUGUUGAAACGGACCCAGAGAGCGUAGAAGUUAAUCUUACCGACGCCAUUUUGAAGUUCCAAGAUUUUUUUGAGCUGCCUCCUACUGGUGUCGCCGAUGCAAGAGUCCAAGAAUUGAUAGAUCUUCCCCGAUGCGGCCUACCGGAUGUAUUUUCGUUCUCCGUUGGCUUUUUCCGGUGGUAUGACCUGAACUUGACCUAUCGUAUCGUUGAACUGGAUGAUAGCAUGCCUCUCGGUCGACAGGUCAUCGGUGACGUCAUUCGUGAUGCGAUGCAGAUGUGGAUGUCUGUGACGUCAUUAAUCCUAUGCGAGGUGAACGAUCCGGACGUUGAUGUCGACAUUCAUAUCCGACAUUUCCAGGGCGAGCACGGUGACGGUAUCUCAUUUGAUGGACCCGGAGGAACGCUCGGUCACGCCUUCUUACCGACCUUCGGUGAAGUCCAUCUCGAUGCUGCCGAAAACUGGACAGUGGACACGGGGGAUGGAAUCGACUAUUUUCAAGUCGUCGUCCAUGAAAUUGGGCAUGCUCUGGGUUUGAUGCAUUCCGGCGUAGAGGGGGCAAUAAUGUAUCCCUUUUAUCGAUUUCGUUCCGAUGUUGAGCUUCAUCAAGAUGACAUUCAAGGCAUUCAGCUGAUGUAUGGAACGCCUGAUGAUCUUCAAAGAGAUGUGAGAGAGCAUAGAUGUCCCUAUUCUGGACCGACCCGUUCGCCUUCUGGACAAAGACAAGGAUUCGAAAAGACAAAAGUGUUGCUCUCAAGAAUAGAAAGCUUGACUGGAUAUUUUCUCAUGGAAUAGGUGGACAGGUAUAUUUUUCUGUUCUUUGCCUUGACAGUUGUUGUUGAUGAAGUGACGAUUUGCCAUUCAGUUUCAUGUCAAAUGCUCAUGAGGUAGAAAGGUAUAUUAAGGCUUUCAUGAAUUAGAAAAAAAUAGGUGGUAUUCUCUUAAAGUCAAUCCUGAUUUAACUGCAGAUUUAAAAAGAAUUUGAGUACACAAUCCUACGGAGUUAAAGAUACCUUACCCACAGCCAACAUAGAGGGAUCCAUUCAUUGUAUUAACAACAUUUUGCUUUUUCAGUUACUCUUAUGGUAUGAUAGCUUUUUAUUUUAAUAAUAUUCCAAUUUUAUACAGUGUACGUACUUCAUUGAAAUAAGGAAUCUCAAUUUACUUUCUUCUAAAGAAGGUUUAUGCACAGUAUUUGUUUGAUUAUGCACAUUGUCGAACAGUUUUGAUAUGACUUAGAAGUAGAAAUAACCUAGUGUGCAUUAUCUACUCUGAUAAAAAAAACAUUGCUUAGCCCAUUAUCUGAUGCAGAUAAGGUUGACAACUUAACAACAUAUAUGAUAGCAAUACGCAUGAGCUUGAAUAAAGCACAUUGUAGACAAAAAGA
Messenger RNA from Lytechinus variegatus (green sea urchin), 2199 nucleotides. RefSeq names its product matrilysin-like. Gene Ontology annotation, molecular function: zinc ion binding; metalloendopeptidase activity. The coding region runs from base 585 to 1607 and encodes 340 amino acids. The record is from RefSeq and is a predicted model, not a curated record. NCBI's taxonomy places the organism in Eukaryota, Metazoa, Echinodermata, Echinoidea, Temnopleuroida, Toxopneustidae. Gene Ontology annotation, biological process: extracellular matrix organization; collagen catabolic process; proteolysis. Gene Ontology annotation, cellular component: extracellular matrix. The transcript has 7 exons.